GGUCUAUUUGCGUAUUGGGAGUUAAUAUGGAUGCCUUGUUAAGCCUGUUCACUGCUUAUGUAAUCGCGUUCUAACACAUGAUCUUUUUUCAUCGCAUCGUUCUCCAGAACUGAUGAACCAUCGUCUUGUCAAACAUUAAACGGAAAUUCGAGUUUCUUUCGUCUUCUAUCCAUUAUCACCAUAAGUCUCAAGCCACUUCUACGAAGUUAUAGUAACCAUGGCAAGCAACGGAGCGCUAGUAUGGAUUGAUUGCGAGAUGACAGGUCUCAAUCCCGAUCAAGAGGAAAUUAUCGAGAUUUUCUGCAUCAUUACCACAGGCACGCUAGAUGUCGUGGACGAGAAUGGCUGGGGAAUAGUCAUCCACCAAUCGCAGGAGAGGAUGGACAAAAUGGAUGAGUGGUGCACCCGUACACAUGCGAAAAGUGGCUUAACAGCAGCGGUGGUGGCAUCAACAGUGACGCCGGAACAGGCGGCAGACGAGCUUCUCGCAUAUGUCAAGAAGCAUAUACCAGAGCGAGGUGCACUACUAGCCGGCAACAGUGUCCAUGCGGAUCGGGCAUUUCUUCGAAAAGAGCCUUAUAAGAAGGUAGUCGACUAUCUGCACCAUCGGAUCCUAGAUGUUAGUUCUCUGAAGGAAGCUGCACGACGAUGGUGCCCUAGAGAGAUUAUACGGAAUGCGCCAACGAAACAAGGGUUGCAUCAGGCCAAAGAAGAUAUUCUAGAGAGUAUUGCUGAAGCCCGAUAUUACAAGGAUGUCAUUUUCAACGGCGCCAGAUAGGAUAGUAGAAAAUGGAAUUGUGGGACUAGGGUUUGCCAGUUCAAUAAAGUAGAAUCGGUGCAUGAAUUGAUUCUCCCAACUUAGGUAUUCAGACGAUUCGAUCAGGUUCCAAGUAAGAUUGAUGCUAUUCGGGACGAUAUUGACGAAAGUGGCUGACGCGGUAUCGGAUGAGAUGCGAUGCGAUAAAUACGAAAGUCUAGCAAACGCCUGCGCCUGAAGUCGAAAUCGCGUGGCAGAUUGUUUGGCUCACAAUGGCCGCCUCAUAGCCCUGUCUAGAACGUAGCAAAUGCGAGGUGACCAUGAUGAUUGAUAGAAUAAUUGAUGCUUUCCA
This is a messenger RNA of Annulohypoxylon maeteangense, 1109 nucleotides long. RefSeq names its product ribonuclease H-like protein. The record is from RefSeq and is a predicted model, not a curated record. Lineage: Eukaryota; Fungi; Ascomycota; Sordariomycetes; Xylariales; Hypoxylaceae. The coding region runs from base 218 to 778 and encodes 186 amino acids. Gene Ontology annotation, cellular component: mitochondrion. Gene Ontology annotation, molecular function: 3'-5'-RNA exonuclease activity; nucleic acid binding. The transcript has 2 exons.